Molecule: messenger RNA, 525 nt
Organism: Phytophthora sojae
Lineage: Eukaryota; Oomycota; Peronosporomycetes; Peronosporales; Peronosporaceae
Exons: 3
Source: RefSeq, a predicted model, not a curated record
AUGCAGUUUCUCGAUGAAGAUUGUCGGGCUACCAAGCCACGUGAAACGCAGCUACUGUCUCGUGAAUACUACUGUUUGUUGCAUACCAACAACACUGUUCAGUGCACUCGUGAUGACUUGGUGCUUACGAAUUCGAACUUUAUCGACAGUGGGGCAUCAAUUAACGCUGUGAGUCCUGAAUUCUGUCUUCGAGCGGGAUUGGAGGCCAAGAUUCGAGAUCAUGGUACAAUGAUGCCGAUCACUUUGGCGAACAAGCAAGAGAUGACAUCGUUUGACCCGUACGUUGGAGACUUCCUGAUACUUCCGGUUCCAAAAAACCAGGACAUUCUGCUCGGGAUGCCGUGGUUGAAGACGGCUAAUCCCGAUAUUGACUGGAUUGAGGAAACGUUUUCUGUUAGCGGAUCGACCUCAGCCUCGUGCAGCAGAUAUUUCCAGCAUGGCUAUUUCUCUGUCACGAGUGGAGAAACAAAAUACAUCACACGUAAACAGUUCAAGCGUCUCCUUCGUAAGCCUCAAGACCUUGAA